Thalassophryne amazonica is the source of this 1143-nucleotide messenger RNA. RefSeq names its product CMP-N-acetylneuraminate-beta-galactosamide-alpha-2,3-sialyltransferase 1-like. Gene Ontology annotation, molecular function: beta-galactoside (CMP) alpha-2,3-sialyltransferase activity. The record is from RefSeq and is a predicted model, not a curated record. Lineage: Eukaryota; Metazoa; Chordata; Actinopteri; Batrachoidiformes; Batrachoididae.
UCGGUGGCACGUACGAAGUUCCCAACAAACUAAUUCUGGAGGACAUGGCUCUGCUGAGAUGGAGGAAACUCAGGACUUUUGUUCUCCUGUUUUGCAUCAUCACGUUCACGACAUUCCUGUUCAGGUACACAUUCCGAGACCCUUCGCUGCACUUCUUUAAGCACGCUUUUCACCUGCCAGACAACUUCUUCUCCAAAGGACAGUGCGCCUGUCGACGCUGUAUGAUCGAGCCGGAGGACGACCCCUGGUUUACCGAGCGCUAUCAGUCCAUUCACCCUCUCAUGACCAGAGAGAACAGCGUCCUCUCUGACGAAACCUUCAGGUGGUGGCAGUGGUUGCAGUCAGAGAAGCAGCCAGCAAACUUCAGCGAAGUGGUUGAGGAGCUGUUCCAACUCAUCCCAGAUGAGCUGCUCUACAUUGACGCCGGCCCUGAACGAUGCAGGUCCUGCGCUGUGGUGGGCAACUCCGGCAACCUGAAGGGAUCCCAGUACGGCAGCCUGAUUGACUCCAAUGAUCUCAUCAUAAGAAUGAAUCAGGCUCCCACAACUGCUUUUGAAGAGGAUGUGGGUCGCAGAACAACUCAUCACGUCAUGUACCCUGAAAGCGCCGUAGACCUGGACAACACCACCAGCCUGGUCCUGAUCCCGUUUAAGACUCUGGACCUGCAGUGGAUCAUUAGUGCACUGACCACAGGGACCAUUAAACACACAUAUACAGCUGUAAUGUCCAGGAUCAAGGCAAACAAAGACAAGGUGUUGAUUUACAGUCCAUCAUUUUUUAAAUACGUACAUGAGACAUGGCUUGAUGGUCAUGGACGAUAUCCAUCCACAGGCUUCCUCACUUUACUGUUCGCUGUUCACAUAUGCGAUGAGGUCAGUGUGUUUGGUUUUGGUGCAGACCAGCACGGAAACUGGCAUCACUACUGGGAGGAGAACAACCUGUCCGGAGCGUUCCGGCACACAGGGGUCCACGAUGGAGACUAUGAGUAUAAUGUCACCCUGCUGCUUGCAGACAAGAACAAAAUCCGAAUGUUUAAAGGAAGAUGAUGAACCUCCUCCACCCUGUAAUGCUUCUUUUUAAACUAUUGGAUGUUGACUUGUCAUGAUUUCCAAUAAUGCAUUCACGUAUCAGUUCUUAUUUUGU